Macrosiphum euphorbiae (potato aphid) is the source of this 1155-nucleotide messenger RNA. Lineage: Eukaryota; Metazoa; Arthropoda; Insecta; Hemiptera; Aphididae. The record is from the annotation of a GenBank genome assembly.
AUGAAUUUUCUUGCAUCUCGUAAUAUCAUUGGUACAGAUGCUGCCGACACUGCUUUUAUAUGCCUUUUUUUUGAUAAACUUUUCGACUCACUAAAUGGAAGUUUUGACAAAGUAACUGAUGGAAAAAUAUACCGUACUGCUGUCAAAAAAAAUUCUAUCCAUCAUACUCUUUGGGCCGAAAGUUUAAAAGUGCUCAGUACAAUGAGCUUUAUACUUGAGAAUGGUAGAAAAAAGUCAGUUCCAACGAUCCAAAACUGGAUGACAACUAUACGAUCUUUUCAAACACUGUCCAAGGUGUUGGAUCUGAAUGGUAUACGUUUCUUUCUUCCUCGGCAUCUCAAUCAGGACCCGUUAGAAUGCUUCUUUGGUGCAAUCAGAAGUAUUGGUUCAAAAAAUCCGAAUUGUCAUGCAUUUGCUUCUGCAUACAAAACUUUAGUUUUGAAUAAUUUGGUGUCCACCCAAACAGGAUCGAACUGUGAAGAAGACUUCACAGAAGGAAGCUUGUCAUCAUUCAAAAAUUUUUUUGAGAGUGCCAUUGCUUCAACGUCUGACUUUGAGAACCAAAUUGUCAUUAGUGCUGAUUUGCCUCCAACACUACAUAAUUUAUCAAUGACUACUUCUUUUGUUCGAGGACAAGCUCAAAAUUACAUUGCCGGAUUUAUAGUAAAAAAAUUAAACAAAACUUUUUUUAAAAAUUGUCAAACAUGCCUCACUCAGCUUUGUACAGAAAAGGUAUCCGAACAUCAUUCAUUAAUAACUGCUCGAGAAUAUCAAUCAAAUCAUCCAACUUUAAAAUACCCAACAUCUACAUUAUGUUCUAUAGUUCAACAAAUCAUAAGUUUUGUCGGAGAAAAAAUGUCAAAUGUCUGUCUUCAUCCAAAUAUACAUUCAACUCUGACUAAUGCCUUAAAUCAACAAUUAAUUUUAACUUUUGAAUUAAAUUGUUCGGAACACAAAGAUCUUUUCCGGCUGAACAUAAUUAAAUUUACAGUUAAAAUGUUGAUACAACAUUAUUGUACUGAAGUUAACAGAAUCCUUCUAGGAAAAAGAAAAUUGCAAGACAAUGAGACUGAUCCUGUUAAAAAAUUGGCCUACACAUGGUAUUUAAAGCACUCAAAGACCAGAAAAACUCAGGGAAAGUUUAACUUAAUUUAA